UCUCUCUCUCUCUCUCUCUCUCUCUCUCCCUCUUUCUCAUCCUCUGAGAGUGGAGCUUCAACGCAGACAAUAAUGGCGAUUCGUCUAGGGUUUCUCGUUCCUGUUUCUUUGUUCCAGGUCCUGUUUGUUGUUUGUUUAGUACAUGCCGAGAAGUCCGACAGACGGUAUCUUUUGAUACCUAACGCCGUAACAGGGGAAAGGCAUUCUGAAGAAUAUUGCGCGAUGUAUGAUAUUUGUGGAAAACGUACGGAUGGAAAAGUCUUGAACUGCCCUCGUGGUUCCCCAUCUGUUAAGCCAGAUGAUUUGCUUUCGUCUAAGAUCCAAAGUUUGUGUCCAACAAUUACUGGCAAUGUUUGUUGUACAGAAGCUCAGUUCGAUACGUUACGGACACAAGUCCAGCAAGCGAUUCCUUUCCUAGUAGGUUGUCCAGCGUGCUUGAGAAACUUCUUGAAUUUGUUCUGUGAGCUUACCUGCUCUCCAAAUCAGAGUUUAUUUAUCAACGUUAGUUCGGUAUUGCAGGUUAAUAAAAAUAUGACCGUGAAUGGAAUUGACUUUUAUAUAAACGAUGCUUUUGGUGAAGGGUUGUAUGACUCCUGCAAGGACGUAAAGUUUGGUACCAUGAAUUCUCGAGCUCUAGAAUUUAUUGGUGCUGGUGCAAAAAACUUUCGAGAAUGGUUUGCUUUUAUUGGCAGACGAGCACCCCUUAAUGUGCCAGGUUCACCGUAUGCAAUAACAUUUCGGUCAAGUAUUCCAGAGACGUCUGGAGUAAAACCUAUGAACGUAUCUACUUAUUCAUGCGGUGAUAUAUCUUUGGGCUGUUCAUGUGGUGAUUGUCCUUUAUCUCCCGUCUGUGCUAAUUCAGUUUCCCCUCCUUCCAAUGAAGGGGGUUCCUGCUCAGUUCGAAUUGGAUCUCUUAAGGCUAAGUGCAUUGACAUCGCGGUAGCUAUCCUAUAUAUUGUUCUAGUUUCUGCAUUUCUGGGAUGGCGAUUGUUUUAUCUUAAUAGACAAAAGGAAAACGUACCUUCUAGAGCAAAACCAUUUUGGCAUGCAAUGGAAGGUGGCGAACUCCAUUCUGUUAACCAGCAAAAGGAAGAGAAUCUGUCAAUUCAGAUGCUUCAAGAUGCUCCUCAGAUUAGAAACGGAGUGCAACUGUCAAUUGUUCAGGGUUACAUGUCAAAUUUCUACAGGAUGUAUGGAAUAUGGGUUGCAAAAAAUCCAAUUUUAGUGUUGUGCUCAUCAUUGGCGAUAGUUUUUGUACUUUGUUUGGGUCUAAUUCGUUUCAAAGUGGAGACGCGUCCUGAGAAGCUGUGGGUUGGUCCAGGGAGUAAAGCGGCCGGGGAGAAGCAGUUUUUUGACAACCAUCUUGCCCCCUUUUACAGAAUUGAACAGCUUGUAUUAGCAACUAUCCCUGAUGUGGAUGGCAAGUCGCCAAGUAUUGUGACAGAGAACAACAUCAAGUUACUUUUUGAAAUACAGAAGAAGGUAGAUGGAAUUCAUGCUAAUUAUUCUGGCUCAGUAGUUUCUCUUGCUGAUAUUUGCAUGAAGCCAUUGGACCAAGAUUGUGCAACUCAAAGUGUUUUACAGUAUUUCAAAAUGGAUCCUGACAACUAUGACAAUUAUGGUGGAGUUGAACACCUCAAGUAUUGCUUUGAGCACUAUUCCUCUGCUGCCAAAUGUAUGAGUGCAUUUAAAGCUCCUCUAGAUCCCAGCACAGCUUUGGGAGGUUUCUCGGGUAACAACUAUUCUGAGGCAUCAGCAUUUAUAAUAACAUAUCCCGUAAACAAUGCUGUUGAUAAAAGAGGGAAUGCCUCUGAAAAGGCCGUGGCUUGGGAAAAGGCCUUUAUCCAGAUGUCAAAGGAUGAGUUGCUGCAACUUGUGCAAUCUAAAAAUUUGACACUUUCUUUUUCAUCCGAAAGUUCAAUUGAAGAAGAAUUAAAAAGAGAAAGCACUACCGAUGCCAUUACCAUAUUGAUAAGCUACCUGGUGAUGUUUGCUUAUAUUUCUCUUACUUUGGGUGACACACCUCAUCUAUCUUCCUUUUACAUUUCAUCUAAGGUACUGCUUGGUCUAUCAGGAGUUGUGCUUGUCAUGCUUUCUGUUCUUGGGUCUGUUGGAUUUUUCAGUGCUCUUGGAGUAAAAUCCACUCUUAUCAUAAUGGAAGUUAUACCAUUUCUUGUUCUAGCCGUUGGGGUGGAUAAUAUGUGUAUACUAGUGCAUGCUGUUAAACGGCAACCAAUGGAAUUGCCUUUAGAAGAGCGAAUAAGUAAUGCACUUGUGGAAGUUGGACCAUCCAUCACACUAGCUAGCCUAUCAGAGGUUCUAGCAUUUGCUGUUGGAACUUUUAUCCCUAUGCCAGCAUGCCGUGUCUUCUCCAUGUUUGCAGCACUAGCUGUUCUUCUGGAUUUCCUCCUGCAAGUUACUGCAUUUGUUGCUUUGAUAGCUUUUGACUUUUUGCGAGCUGAGGAUAAGAGAGUAGAUUGCUUCCCAUGCAUAAAAGUCCCAUCAUAUGCCAACUCCGAUAAAGGUGUUGGUGAAAGAAAAUCUGGUUUGCUGGCGCGGUAUAUGAAGGAGAUCCAUGCACCAAUUCUCAGUCUAUGGGGAGUCAAGAUAGUUGUCAUUUCCGUUUUUGUUGCCUUUACACUGGCUAGCAUAGCACUAUGCACUAGGAUUGAACCUGGUUUGGAACAAAAGAUUGUCCUCCCCCAAGAUUCUUAUCUUCAGGGGUAUUUCAAUAAUGUUUCAGAAUAUCUCAGAAUUGGACCUCCCUUGUACUUUGUCGUGAAGAACUACAACUACAGCUCAGAAUCAAGACAUACAAACCAGUUGUGCUCAAUCAGCAGAUGUGAUUCCGACUCUCUGUUGAAUGAGAUUUCAAAAGCAUCUUCAACUCCGGAAACAAGUUACAUAGCUAAGCCUGCCGCUUCAUGGCUUGAUGAUUUUCUUGUGUGGAUAUCCCCAGAAGCAUUUGGAUGCUGUCGGAAGUUUACCAAUGCGACUUAUUGCCCUCCUGAUGAUCAGCCUCCUUGCUGUUCCUCCAAUGAUGGUUCUUGUAGCCUGGGUGGAGUCUGCAAAGAUUGUACCACGUGUUUCCGCCACUCAGAUCUGCAGAAUGACCGCCCAUCUACCACACAAUUCGAGGAUAAACUUCCAUGGUUCCUAAAUGCUCUACCCUCUGCUGCCUGUGCUAAAGGUGGCCACGGGGCUUAUACUAGCAGUGUGGAACUCAAAGGCUAUGAGAGUGGUAUUAUUCAAGCAUCAUCAUUUCGUACAUAUCAUACGCCUUUGAACAAGCAGAUUGACUAUGUAAAUUCACUGAGGGCUGCCCGAGAGUUCAGUUCAAGGGUUUCCGAUUCUUUGAAGAUUGAGAUUUUUCCAUAUUCAGUGUUUUACAUGUUCUUUGAACAAUACCUUGAUAUUUGGAAGACAGCGUUAAUCAAUCUUUCCAUCGCUAUUGGUGCAGUGUUUAUUGUUUGCUUAAUUAUCACAUGCAGUUUCUGGAUUUCAGCAAUCAUUUUAUUGGUGUUGGCAAUGAUUGUUGUGGAUAUCAUGGGUGUAAUGGCGAUUCUAGGGAUCCAAUUAAAUGCAAUCUCUGUUGUUAAUCUUGUUAUGUCCGUUGGAAUUGGUGUAGAGUUUUGUGUUCAUAUGACCCAUGCUUUCUCGGUAAGCAGUGGAGAUAAAGACCAACGCACUAAAGAGGCUCUAGGUACAAUGGGAGCCUCCGUCUUCAGCGGGAUUACGCUAACGAAGCUUGUUGGGGUGAUUGUCCUUUGCUUCUCAAGGACGGAGGUCUUUGUGGUAUAUUACUUCCAAAUGUAUUUAGCCUUGGUGCUUCUCGGUUUCUUGCAUGGCCUUGUAUUCCUACCAGUAGUAUUAAGCAUGUUUGGUCCACCUUCAAGAUCUGUGCUCAUAGAACAGCAAGAAGGUCGGCACUCCGUCUCAUCGAUACAACAAUAAGCUGAUCGAAGAGUUCUUUUUGUAGGGAUAGCUCAACAUGUAAAUUAUGACAUUAUGUAAUGUUGUACUAAUGUUGAAAGUAAUCAGGGGAAGAAGGUAUAGGUUUUUUUU
Morus notabilis is the source of this 4065-nucleotide messenger RNA. RefSeq names its product Niemann-Pick C1 protein. Gene Ontology annotation, molecular function: lipid carrier activity. The coding region runs from base 73 to 3954 and encodes 1293 amino acids. The transcript is spliced from 39 exons. NCBI's taxonomy places the organism in Eukaryota, Viridiplantae, Streptophyta, Magnoliopsida, Rosales, Moraceae. Gene Ontology annotation, cellular component: membrane. The record is from RefSeq and is a predicted model, not a curated record.